Molecule: messenger RNA, 1426 nt
Organism: Aspergillus homomorphus CBS 101889
Lineage: Eukaryota; Fungi; Ascomycota; Eurotiomycetes; Eurotiales; Aspergillaceae
Exons: 1
Coding region: 161-1207 (348 amino acids)
Source: RefSeq, a predicted model, not a curated record
AUUGUAUCAGGAAAAUUCACUUGGUGUGGGCGAAUGUCGCCUCUAUGGUCUUUUUCCAUCCUAUCUUAUCUCUCUCUUUAUUGAUUCGCCCUUCUCUCCUUCGCUCUUUUCUUUUUGCCAAAUACACUACCGUCUUUCGUCGCUCUCGCGCAGUCUGAGAAUGCCCACCGUCUUACUGCCUUCGUCGGCAGCCGCAUUUGCCCCGCGGUCGUCACCAAACGUGGUGCUCAACACCCGCAUCGAACCGUGGCUCACGGCCACUUUGAAACGGGUCAACCGAGUCAAGCGUCCGCUGAACAAUGUCACACAGCAUACCAGGUGUCUGACCGAGACACUCUCCUCGCCUAACGCUAUUUGGACACUGUGCUCGAUGAUGUUUCCCAAGGCGCCCGACGCCGAACUUCGCAAGGACGACAAUCCUCUCGUGGAGGGCCUCUUCAACUAUCAAAUGAUUCAUAUCGAGGCCUACGUCGUUCAUGUGGAUAUGGUGUCGCAGAACGAAGUCGCCUUCAAGCUAACCCCGGAGACGAUCGAAGCGCUGGUGGAUUACCACAAGGACGUCUAUUCCGUCGAUACCGCUGCGAACACCCUGGACUGGUCCGACAAGGGUAGCCAGCUCAAGAAGCUACAGGAGGAGUUUGUCCAAGCAGCCAACAAGUUCGUCUAUCGCACGAGCGUUCUCGCCCUGGAAGGGCUGGAGGAGGACGGGGCGGGUGAACUCCUGGCUGGCCGCAGCGAGGAAGCCAAAGCGGCCAUUUCCAACUUGUUCGUCCCCCUGCAACCGCCACCUCCGCGUGUCGUCGACGUACUCCGUUCGGUCCCGUUCUUGCCCAGCUCAACUGUGCCGGGCCCCUGGUGGCAGGACUCGAUGCAUCAACCUCUCCCGAUGGAGCCGUGGAAGGUCCUGCCGUCCAGCCCAGCCACCACCACGACUGGGGAUGCGAAUCCGGGACUCUGGGCUCACAUGAGCAGCAUGGAGGACGCGCAGCUGGCGUCGCCACCAUCGACCUUCAGUCCGCCGUACACAACCGCGCCGCCGUACAGCACGGCGCAGUACUACGGUGUCGCGGCGACCUCGGCGGCCCUUGCGGCCCUUCCGCUGCCGAGUAUGCUCUGCAGCACGGCGGCGAACAUGUCUGGGUUUGGAUGGGGGGAUCGAUACCAGGAUUUCUCAUCGCUUUCGCUUCCCUACGGGACAAUAAUGUAAACGAGUCCAUGGAACCAGACACUUGAUGUUAACGGGCUCCCUGACUUGGCGUGUGUUUUGGAAACAGAUCCCAGGGUCCGAACCGACAUCACGAAUAUUACAGCUCGCCUAUGCCGCCUGGCCCGAUCCCACCAGCUUUGAACCGACCGGGGCCGAAUUCUCCCAACGACAGACAUCCAAUUAAUUGGCAUCAAUGACGGCGUUAUCCUUGAUUGACUU